AUGCCUGAAGCGACAGGAAAUAUUCCUAACCCUGUAGACUUCAUGGCCACCUUAGAAAAUAUGGCCACGUUCAUCCUCCGACAUUCAGAGGAACCUCGAACCCUACUAAUGCGGAUAAUUGGAUACAAGCUAUUGAGUGAGCAUUACAGGCUCAGAAGGUUCCUGAUGAACAGUGGGUUGAGUUUGGAACCUACCAGCUACACGGUGAAGCCCAGCAUUGGUGGCAAUGCAAAUGCUAAAGAACUUGAACUACUUCAGCUGAAACAGGGCCAGAUGACCAUUACUGAGUACACAAGCAAAUUUGAGGAACUGUGUCGCUUUUCACAAAUCUGUCAGGGAGCUCCUAAGGACUUUGCUGAGUGGAUGUGCAUAAAAUAUGAAGGAGGCCUUCGGAGUGAUCUUCAGAUAUUUAUAGCACCUAUGGUGAUUCGGGUGUUCUCUGAGCUUGUGAAUAAGAGCACGGUGCCUGAGGAGUGUGUCAGAAGGGCUGCAGUAGAAAAAGGGAAUAUAAGGAUACCAUUCCAGAGGACUACAGGGAGGAAUUUUGCACCUGAGGGCAGACAGUUUGGGACUGGAGUCAAUUAUUCCUGUGGGGAGCCUGGACAAUUGGCUAAUAGUUACCCAGAGAAGAAAAGGAAUGAGACAGGUAGAGUACAGCAGCCAGGGAGAGUAUAUACUACUUCUACAGUAGAUGCUGAUGGGUCAGAGACAUUGAUCCGAGGUAAUUGUGAGAUAACUGGUAAAAUUUUGAAUGCCUUGUUUGAUUCUGGAGCUUCACAUUCAUUUAUUGCAUUUGAGAAGGCUGAUGAGUUAGGAUUGAAAAUAGUAGUCAUAGGAUAUGAUUUAAAGGUGUAUAAUGCUACCCACGAGGCUAUGAUGACUAGGUUAGGGUGCCCCCAAGUUCUAUUUCGAAUACAACAGCGUGAAUUCGUGAUGACUUAA
Arachis duranensis is the source of this 942-nucleotide messenger RNA. RefSeq lists its product as uncharacterized. NCBI's taxonomy places the organism in Eukaryota, Viridiplantae, Streptophyta, Magnoliopsida, Fabales, Fabaceae. The transcript is spliced from 4 exons. The record is from RefSeq and is a predicted model, not a curated record. Bases 1 to 942 code for a protein of 313 amino acids.